Molecule: messenger RNA, 424 nt
Organism: Pseudomassariella vexata
Lineage: Eukaryota; Fungi; Ascomycota; Sordariomycetes; Amphisphaeriales; Pseudomassariaceae
Exons: 1
Coding region: 121-375 (84 amino acids)
Source: RefSeq, a predicted model, not a curated record
CAUGUCGGCCGGAUACAGUACUGCCAGGAAGUGACGAGAUCAUCACAUGAGCAAGAACGGACGAGAAGACAAGCACUACAUGAUAGCAGGGCCCUCAAGCUUGACGUAGGCGACUGGGUUAUGCUGAUGCAGGAAGGAAAACAGCCUAAGUUGACUCCAAAAUGGCGAGGCCCAUUUAUUGUUAAUCAACAGACUGGCAGAGGAUCCUUUAGGCUUGUCAAUCUGGAUGAAUCAAGCACAACCAAGUUCGACUACCACCAGGACAUGCUAAAAUUAUUCAAACCAAGAGGAGGAUAUCUGAAGACAGCUGACGAUCUGACGCGACCUAUGGCGCAAGCUCUGAGGCGGCAGAAAAGAUCCAAGCUAAGGCAAUAAGGACAGACUGGAAUGGGGGAUCUCGGUGGAUACUUUGGCUCUAGAUGUG